GGCCACAACUACCUCGUGUGACCCCCCUGUGGUACCUGACUCAAAUCUGCCCCCUGACAAGAUGAAAAGGAAGUGAUGCACGCGCUGCGGCAGACAUGGCACACCACCUGCUUCGUGUGCGCCGCCUGCGGCAAACCCUUUGGAAACAGCCUCUUCCACAUGGAGGACGGAGAGCCGUACUGCGAGAAAGAUUACAUUUCACUCUUCAGCACCAAGUGUCACGGCUGCGACUUCCCAGUGGAAGCUGGCGAUAAGUUCAUCGAGGCUCUGGGUCACACCUGGCACGACACCUGCUUCGUCUGUGCGGUUUGCCAUGUGAACCUAGAGGGCCAGCCUUUCUACUCAAAGAAAGACAAACCUCUGUGCAAGAAGCACGCUCACGCCAUCAACGUGUAGACUCGCCAUCUGGAGGAGGAGGGGGAUGGGGGCGGGGCCAACCAGCUGCAGUUCUGCCGCUCCUGUCGUCACCGGGGGAAAUACUGCCGGGCGAUGACGCCGAACGCAAGCCGACAACAACAACUUUUACAGACGUGUGUAAACGCUCUUUAUGCAAAAUACACUUUGGUUUGAUUUUGUGCAUUAAUAUUAAAGGUUAAAACGACGGUG
Molecule: messenger RNA, 606 nt
Organism: Micropterus dolomieu (smallmouth bass)
Lineage: Eukaryota; Metazoa; Chordata; Actinopteri; Centrarchiformes; Centrarchidae
Product: LIM domain-binding protein 3-like
Exons: 4
Coding region: 76-396 (106 amino acids)
Biological process (GO): muscle structure development; heart development; actin cytoskeleton organization
Cellular component (GO): filamentous actin; stress fiber; Z disc
Molecular function (GO): actin binding; muscle alpha-actinin binding
Source: RefSeq, a predicted model, not a curated record